UAUUUCCCUUUUAGACUUUCUGGAUAAGUGGAGAAGACAGUUGUCUCGAGACAAGGCGACACAACCUUGUUCAGGAUGUCUGAAGAUGAAGAAAAAGUGAAAUUGCGCCGUCUUGAACCAGCUAUACAGAAGUUUAUGAAAGUAGUCAUCCCAACAGACCUGGAGAGGUUAAGAAAGCACCAGCUCAAUAUUGAGAAGUACCAGAGAUGUAGACUGUGGGACAAGCUGCAUGAAGAGCAUAUCAACGCAGGACGGACAGUCCAGCAACUCCGUUCCAAUAUCCGAGAAAUGGAAAAACUUUGUUUGAAAGUCCGAAAGGAGGACCUGGGCCUUCUAAAGAGAAUGAUCGAGCCUGUUAAGGAAGCAGCAGCAGCAGCCACGGCAGAAUUUCUACAGCUACAUUUGGAAUCUGUAGAAGAACUUAAGAAACAGUUUAAUGAUGAAGAAACCAUACGACAGCCUUUGACCAGAUCCGUGACUGUUGGUGGAGCAUUUCCUGCUGCUGCAGCUGACGACCCUCAAAGUUUGACUCAGCUACACGCACUGCCUGAGAUUCCUCCAGAUCAAAAUGCUGCAGAAUCAUGGGAAACUUUAGAAGCGGAUUUAAUUGAACUUGGCCAGCUGGUGACUGAUUUCUCUGUCCUAGUGAAUUCUCAGCAGGAGAAGAUCGACAGCAUUGAAGACCAUGUCAACAGUGCUGCUGUGAAUGUUGAAGAGGGAACCAAAAACCUGGGGAAGGCUGCAAAAUACAAGCUGGCAGCUCUGCCUGUGGCAGGUGCACUCAUCGGAGGAGUGGUAGGGGGUCCGAUUGGGCUCCUCGCAGGCUUCAAAGUGGCAGGAAUCGCAGCUGCACUUGGUGGUGGGGUGUUGGGCUUCACAGGUGGAAAAUUGAUACAAAGAAGGAAACAGAAAAUGAUGGAGGAGCUCGCUUCCAGCUGUCCGGACCUUCCUAGCCAAACUGACAGAAAAUGCAGCUAAAAGCCAAAGUCGGCAUUCGAGACUUCCUGAUUCUCAACAAUGAACUCCAAAUCAGUAUCCGAUGUCAGUUACCUGUAAGAUCGGGAUCAUUGUUUGCAUUCCAUGUUUCCCCAAUUUACUGGCCCUCCCUGCUCCUUUCUUUACCUUGGAAGAUUUAAAUCUGAACGAGAAUCAGAAUUACCCAGUAUGUUUAUUUAAAACAAGAUUCCCAGGGGAGUUGGACGGUAGCGCCAUAAAAGCACAAGGACCUGUGGAAGGAUCCGGGUUUGAGCUCCCCACCUGCAGGGGAGUCGCUUCACAGGCAGUGAAGCAGGUCUGCAGGUGUCUGUCUUUCUCUCCCCCCUCUCUGUCUUCCCCUCCUCUCUCCAUUUCUCUCUGUCCUAUCUGAAAAUGAUGACAACAAUAGCAAUAAUAACUACAACAAUAAAAAAUCACGAAGGCAACAAAAGGGAAAAUAAAUAAAUAUAAAAAAUAAAAACAUAUGUAAAAAAUUUUAAAAAAUAAAAUAAGACUCCCGGGGCCAGGUGGUGGCACACCUGGCUGAAUGCACGUUACUAAGCACAGAGACCCUGGUUCAAGCCCCUGGCCCUCAACUGCAGGGAUGAAGAUUGUUGAGUGAAGCAGUGCGGCAGGUGUCUCCUCUCCUCUCCCCGUUCCAUCUCAGCUUCUCUGUCUCUAUUCAACAAAUGAGUGAAUAAAAGAUAUUCCUAAAUUCAGUCUGUAGGGUGAUUAGAAUAAUGUCCAGUUCAGACACAUCAGCUAAAUUUAUACACUGGAGAUACACAGUUAAAUCAAGAUUCAACUGUGUGGGCAGGGGUACUAGCAAAAUGGUUUUGUUAAAGAGGCUCUCGUGCCUGAGGCUCCAAAGUCCCAGGUUCAAUUCCCCACAUCACCAUAAGCCAGAGCUGAGCAGUGCUCUGGUAAAAAUAAUAAUAAUACACUGGUAUCAUUGAAUUUUAUAUAGUUUCUAGUAUAUACUCUUCAACAUGGCCUGGUCAUCAUCACUGUAUAUUAAUACUCCGCCAACCCAGAAUUGACGUGCUUUUAGCCUGUCCUCUGAGCAACACUGGGGAUUCAUAAUUCAGGCUGGUUUCACAUCAUCGUCUAAAGGAGGCAUGGACUGAAGCUUACAUUUGGUUUGGAGAGCUCACCAGUUCUUCUCCUUCUUCUCCUUCUCCUUCUCCUUCUCCUCCUUCUCCUCCUUCUUCUGCUUCUGCUUCUUCCUCCUUCUCCUCCUCCUUCUUCUUUCUUCAUUUUCUUCUUCUUUCUUCUCCUCCUCCUCUUUCUUCUCCUUUCUCCUUUUCCUCCUCCUCAUCUUCCUCCUCCUCUUCUUCUUCCUUCUCCUCUUCCUCCUCCUCUUUCCCUUCCUCUUCCUCCUCCUCCUUCCAUUUUAUUUAUAACUGAUCUGGAGCAGGGCUCCAGUAUACACAUUAAGGCUUCUGAGCUCUCCUACUCAUCAAGACUGGGACAUUACUCUAGCAGCCUUCAUGCUUAAACAGAAGUAAACCCCCCCCCUUAUUUUUCUUCCUUCUUUUUUCUUUUUUUGCCACAGGAGUUCUCAUGAGGGCUUGGUGCCUGCAUGAGGACUCCCCCAGUUUUGAUGGCCACAUGUUUAUAUUUUCCUUCCCCUCCCCUUUCUUUUGGAAAGAAAGCAUGAGAGAGAGAAAUCGGAAGGGCAGCGGGGAGGGAAAAGAGGGUGAGAGGCAGCUGGAACGCGGUCUGUUCCCCAGUGCUCACGAAACUCCUUGCCUGCAGGUGGAGCCCAGGGCUUGGAACUUUGGUCCUUGUGCCUGGUAAUGUGCACUUUACCUGCUGAGCCACCAUCAGCCAACAAGUUAUAUUGUCCUUUAAAAAAUUUUUAUAGGGGCCGGGUGGUGGCACACCCAGGUUUGAGCUCCCGGUCCCCACCUGUAGGGGGAAAGCUUCACAAAUGGUGAAGCAGGGCUGCAGGUGUCUCUCUGUCUCUCUCCCCCUCAGUUAUCCCCUUCCCUCUCCAUUUCUGGCUGUCUCUAUCUAAUAAAUAAAGAUUAAAAAAAUAAAAGUCUUAUAAAUUUUUUUCAUAAACACCAUUCCACAACCAAAAUACUGUAUAUAUUAUUUAAAAAUUUUAUAAUAAAAAAUUAUCUAGAAAUUAUAUCUGAUUUCUCCAUAAUAGAUCUUAAUAAGCCAGCUUUUAGUAGAAAUUUCUAGAACUGUAUAGUGAUAUAAAGUAUCCACAAGUAUAAAUUAAUAUGACACAGAAACUGAUCUUAAAAUUAAAUGUCCUAAUUACAAGGUUAAAUUCACUUUCUCUAUGAUUCAUGUCUUAUUUUUACUGUGAUGACUGAGAAUAUAGGGAAUAUUUGUUUUUUUAAUUGUAUUAGUGUUUUAAUAAUGAUUGAUAAGAUUGUAGGACAAAGGGAGGACAAUUUCAUAUAAUUCCUACCACCAGAGUUCCAUAUCCCAUCCCCUCCAUUAGAGGUUUCCCUAUUCUUUAUCCCUCUGGGAGUAUGAGCCCAGAAACUUUAGGGGAGCAGAAUGUGGGAGGUCUGGCUUCUGUAAUUGCUUCUCUUCUGGACAUGGGUGUUGGCAGAUGGAUCCUUACCUCCCAGCCUGUUUCUGUCUUUCUCUAGUGGGAUAGGGCUCUGGAGAGAUAUAUUUUCAGCCAUAUUUUCUGUCAGGCAGGUUUACUUUGAAAUUACACAUGCCACUUGUCAUGCAGUUGUAUAGAAAGAGAGAAAGGGAGAAAAAAGAAAGGAAGAAAGGAGAGAAAACUUUUUUUCUCACAAAGUAUCCCGUAGCCUCAAAGAUUUUAAUGGUGGCCAGUGGAGACGUACUUCAUAGCAAAUUUGAUCUUUAAAUGAUAAAAUUAAAAGUGUACACUUCCCACCCACCUAACCUACUACAGCUGUUCCGAUAUCCAUAUGGGCUAAUCAGCACUUAAGCACUGCUUUUAUAUUUAAUAUAAAUACGAAUUCUAAUAGUAGUGCUCUUACCUUUACUACUCUUUUUCCCUCCUUGUCCUGGGGCUCAAACCUAGUGCUUCAUACAUACACAUGCACUGUGCCAAAGCCGUGCUUUUAAAAACAGUUUGCCACAACUACAGAGCCAAAUGACUGUUUCUCUUUAGUGCCUUUGGGAAGCCGUGCACAUGGCGCAGUGAAGCUAGUGUCACUUAGCACAUUUUUGAA
This is a messenger RNA of Erinaceus europaeus (western European hedgehog), 4148 nucleotides long. RefSeq names its product syntaxin 17 (gene STX17). NCBI's taxonomy places the organism in Eukaryota, Metazoa, Chordata, Mammalia, Eulipotyphla, Erinaceidae. The record is from RefSeq and is a predicted model, not a curated record. Gene Ontology annotation, cellular component: autophagosome membrane; plasma membrane; SNARE complex. Bases 76 to 978 code for a protein of 300 amino acids. Gene Ontology annotation, molecular function: SNARE binding; SNAP receptor activity. The transcript has 8 exons. Gene Ontology annotation, biological process: vesicle fusion; exocytosis; intracellular protein transport.